AUGCAAAAACAAGACGAUAUUAUAUUUGACUGGUUUUCUUGGCACCACGUUUCCGGUGGAGAAGUAAUUAAUCCCUCCCGGCAAAGAAGCCCUAGCCCACCUAUAAGUAGCGGGUUCAGGAGUUCAAGUUGGUCAAGAUUCGAUGAAUCACCAACGGAUUUCACCCGACCUGCGGAGUAUCGCACGCCUAAUCAACGGCCAGCGAGACGCGGUAGUGUAAAUGAAACGAAUUUGGUGAAUUUCUCGGCGGAGCUGUCUACACUUAAUCAGUUGGAUUCUAAAGAUGGUCUGCUGAGUUUUCCAUUCGAUCAUAUCUACGCUUGCCAUUCUCAAAGUGCAGAGAGAAGACAGCCUCUUCAACUUGAAAAGGAAGUUGAGAUUUCAACAUAUUGUGUGACAGUAGAUGAUAAAAAUCUUCCAAGUUCUACUCCUGAGAUAUCAAAAUUAUCAGACCAGCUAUCAGUAGCUGUAAGUCAAAACAAAAAACUUAAAGAUCUUCUCAUCUACCACUUGGAUCUAAUACAACAACAAAACGAACUUAUUACAAAAAGGGACAAACUUUAUCAAGCAUUGAAACAAGAAAAUGAUACACUUAAGGCAAAGCUGAUACGAAUGGAUAGGAGAGUGGGAAUCAGUCAGCGUCACACCAAUCCUCUGCACGCACCAACUUCGACAAUCACGUCGAGUGUGGCUAAAAGUGAACAGGGAAAAUCACAGAUUAUGUUAAAUAGUUUUACUGAGCUCCUUUUGCCAGAUAAGGGAAAUACAUUUCUUUUUGAUAAAAAUAAACCUUUUGGACAGGAAACAUUUGGGAUAGCAAGAGCUAAUCCAGAGGCGGUAGUUGCAGACUUCAGUUCAGGAGAUAUAAAAGUACCUCCGACAUUGGACAAAAAGUUAAAUAGCGAUAAUUUCAAAAUGAUUGAAAGUAAGCGGUCGACCAACAAAAAGGAGACGAAGACGGAAACCCGUCCAGAUCCGCUGUACACGGUGACGUCGAAUAGUGGAACUCCAAUAAUCCAAAGAAUACAACGGAAUAGACGCCGGACAUCGGGCAUCGGCAGUCUCAGCCGCAUGUCCAGAACACCAAAGACUGAAGUACCAGAAACUAGUACCAGUACAAGCAAAAGCAAAAUUGGGGACACUGACCCGUGUUACGAUAAACAGUACAGCCUCAAUAAGAAGUCGAAAAUGAUAAAUACAUACAGCAAAUCCAGAUCGACUAUACCAAAAAGGACAACCCAGUUCACUGGGUCUCUGUCAGACAGAUUGCAGCUUAUAGAUACUACACCGACCGGGGAAGAUCCCUACCAACUGGGCGAGGCUGAUAUGAGAGAACAAUCGCCUAUACCAAAACUAAUGCUCCAAAAAACUAACCACGGAAGGAUGAAAAUAAGAUCAGACUCCAUGGGCGAGUCUUCAAGAAUCUUCGACAUACCCGAUACUAAGACAAAGAUCAAUAGGUUCAUGUCCGCCUACGAAAACGCAAAGAAGGAACCAGAAAAAACUCUAAUUAUAGCGGAACCGGAUUUGGAUAUGGUCAAAACGGAACCGGAAAUAGAUUGGAGGCUGUACGAGAAAUCGGAAACUAAGACUAGUCUAUGUGAAUUCUCUUAUGGAGAAGGUUCGAAUGAUCUUGGCUCCCUGUUACCGUCUCUGGAUGCGAAUGAGUUUCAAGAGCUCUUCACAUCAGAUGCAGCAUUGAAUUUGGAUAAUUUAAAUCAACUAGAUUAUCCUACUGAGAAAAUGGUCCCCGAUAAAACUAAAAGGCGGAAUAAUCGGACGACAAGUUUGAUUAGUCCAGUCGAGGAAGAGGCAGUAGAAACAAAGCGCGGCACUGAAAGUCGGCGUGGACGUAAACGGGCUUUUUCCACGACCGGCCUCGGCAAGCAAACUCCGAAAGCACCAGCGAAACCAAAAAAUGUUAGAGGAAAGGCCGCUGCUCGAGGGAAGAAGUCCCCAGUGCCCGGAUUGAUAACGGAUAAGCCUUACCCCACACUGGUCGGAGAUCCAGAUCUGUCUUGGUAUUUGGGUCUAGACCCAGAAUUAAAGCUAGAAGAUGUCGACCCACCGGCAGAUAGCCAAGCUUCUACGGUUGAGGUUCCAAGAUGGCGUGAAAAGCCAUAUACGAGUUGCUACACACUAGAAGGAACUGAAAACGUCGACGAUAAGGUUUUUGAGAAAAGGCACCAGAAACUCGAGGCCGAAGAAAGGCGGCAGUUACGGUGGCACAUGCGUCGCAUUAGGGAGCAACGCCACGUAGAACGUCUUCGUCAACGCCAAAGAGAUUCCUGGUGCAGUACAGUGAACACACCCCCAGUGUACUCGGUGUGGCCCCGACCCCAGCAGGACGCUAAGUUCAUAGAGAUAACAGACGAUCUACCGGUCACUGCCUUCGGGGAACCCCUGCCACAGCUACCAGAGAAUGACUUCAUGCUCCCUUGGGUGAGGACAUCAAAAGCCCAGAAACGAUCGAAAAGGUCUAAGACAUUGCAU
This is a messenger RNA of Brenthis ino (lesser marbled fritillary), 2493 nucleotides long. Lineage: Eukaryota; Metazoa; Arthropoda; Insecta; Lepidoptera; Nymphalidae. The record is from the annotation of a GenBank genome assembly.